UUGUUUCUUGAGAGACUUACCUCUUGCCCUAGUUUUGGAAUGUGAAAUUAGCUCUUUCUUUUGGUCAUGACGAACCAACUUCUUCGAAUAUGGACCUCAGCCAUAUGAGCUCGGACGAACUCAAAGAUACUCAAACAAUCAUGGAAGAAAAAGUAUAUCGAAUUUGGACCGUAUUAUCAGCCUUUGAAGAGUCUGCUGCUGGCUGUAUUUCCGACAUGUUACUUCACGUAUCCGAAGGAGGUUAUGCUGAUGGUGUCAAGAUGGCAGAUUACUUUGUCACGCAUGUGGACGUCUUGUUUACAGCAAUUGAUGAUUUAGCCAACGCUUAUUUUGCGCAAACAGGCGAAGAACUGUAUUAUGACCGAGAAAGCAGCAUGCUCUGUAAAAAAGUCUCGAAUUUCUUUUCAUUAUUUUCGCAUACGCAAGAAAGUGGUCUUCGAAAGAUUGGCAUCACCCAAGAUCUGUUAUCAUUAGUGACAGGUUUAGCGCACUAUCUUAAGGUAUUGAUCAGAAUUGGUCUUACCGGUGCCCUAAGAUUAGAAACCAAAAACGAUUCGAGAUCAGGCGCUAUCAGUCGAUUCCUAAGUCAACUCAUGGAAUUAGCAAAUAAGAAGAGGCAACACCUGCAUGAAGCUGAUUAUACCGUCUCCUCAGAUCUUUGUCAGUUCUGUAGAAAGGCCUGCGAAGACGCUUGUUAUCGUUAUGGUGCCUAUCUUUGGCACGACGCAUGUUUCGCUUGUUCCACAUGUUGUGCUCCUCUUCGAAACGAAUAUGCCGAUGCUUAUAUCGAUAAUACUUCUCUAUCCAUCACUUGUAAAAAAUGUAUUCAACACACUGAAGGCUAUUCUCAAGGUGUGGAAUAUAUCUCAAAGUUGAAACAGUCCUCCUUCUUAUUAAGAGUCGCCUUACGUCGUUUGUAUAGCUUGUUGAAUGUUCCAGACCCAAUGGUUGCUUAUUAUGGUCAGACCGGCGACCAAUUACAUCAGCAAUUACAGCAACAACAGCAACAACAACAGCAAUUGCAAAUGCAACAACAGCAGCAUCACCAACAACAACAAUUACAGCAGCAGCAUCAACAAGCACAGAGUGUACCACUUCCCCGUCAAAUACCACAGAUUCCCAAAGAUGAACAUCUCCCCAAUGAAGAAAUUCAUUUGAAUGAUAUUAAACGUAUGAAGUCAACCCAUAUGAACCGAAAGAUUACUAAUUCACAUCGUGUGGGUAAACGCUCUACAUUGAUGGAGACGCCCAGUCCCAAUGUUGCGUAUGUAGCGAAUAAGACAGAUGAAAGCGAAAGCCGACCAGCCAGUGUGUCUACCGAUACAUCUGCAACAAGAAGAUCAUCGAAUAAUAACGAGAUGGGAAAUGGUCAUGGUGGAGAUUUCUCUCAACUCUCGUUGAGUUCGCUCAAUACAUCACAUCACACAUACCAUCAUCAAUAUACAAAGUCAGUGCCAAUGGCCAAAAGUUUUUAUUUUGCAGAAUUGGGUGCAUUACAACAUUUCAUGCUAAAACAUAUCGCUGUGCUCUAUCUGGAAGAAAUAUUACAUGAUCAUUUUACGUUGGAAGAAUUAGCUGAUUUAAUUGAUGAUAAGAAGAAUUCCACCUUGUGGGGUAAGUUCGUAACUAGUCUUAAAGCAGGUGGUAAUAAAAAGGCUCCACGACCCAAAGAGGGUACUUUUGGUGUACCGAUAGAUGUUCUGGUAGAAAAAAAUGGUAUUGAAUCCAACCUAGGUGUUGGGCCUACACGAAUCAUCAAGAUUCCUUCUUUUAUUGAUGAUUGUGUGUCUGCCAUGAAGCAAAUGGAUAUGUCUGUUGAAGGUAUUUUCCGUAAAAACGGCAAUAUCCGAGGCUUGAAAGAGUUACGUGAAGAGAUCGACAGGAACCCUACUGGCGUCCAAUUACUAAAUGAAACGCCUAUUCAAGUGGCAGCGUUAAUUAAAAAGUUCUUGCGAGAGCUUCCAGAUCCUCUAUUAACUUUUAGAUUACACAGGUUAUUUAUUACUGCACAAAAAUUGGAAUCAGAGUCAGAUAGAAAACGUGUAACUCAUUUAGCUUGCUGUCUAUUACCAAAAGCAAAUCGUGAUACGAUGGAGGUUUUGUUUAUAUUCAUGAAAUGGGUGUCGCAGUUUGCUCAUAUGGAAGAUGAUUCAGGUAGCAAGAUGCACAUUGUCAAUCUUUCCACUGUACUUGCACCCAAUAUCCUCUACUCUAAAAGUAAAGACCCUAUCAAGGAUGAAUCAUUAUAUGCCAUAGAAACCGUUACCAUGAUGCUUCAAAAUGCAGAAGAAUUCGCCUCUGUACCUGAAGACUUUAUUCCACUCUUACAGAAUUUAUCGUAUGAAGAAGGUGACAUGGAAUUGAAUGUGCGACAUAUUCUCAAGAAAUGUGAAGUAGUCAUGAAGCUGAAGAGAUCUAAUGCUGCUGGAGGUCCUAUUCCACCUCAAUUGCCUAGACAGCAUUCCUCACCGGCUGCCGUAUCAACCGUCUCUAAUAUGAAUGACCCAUCAUAUACUCAACAAGAUCGCACCAAUUAUUACUUGUCUUCUUCACCAGUCCACGACGAUGAAUUGGAUGCGGAUUUUCAACGGAAUAAAAACGGCCUUGCACCUGCGCCCAUCAUACGAUCCCAAUCCUCAAGCCAAUUAAAUGCUACCACCACUGGCCAGACUUUGAAAAAAGAACCAGUACAAUAACAAAAACAGCAUAUAUAUAUAUUCUCUUAUCCCCCUCCACCUCCAACAUGUAUAUUU
Mucor mucedo is the source of this 2753-nucleotide messenger RNA. RefSeq lists its product as uncharacterized. Bases 90 to 2696 code for a protein of 868 amino acids. The record is from RefSeq and is a predicted model, not a curated record. The transcript has 6 exons. Gene Ontology annotation, biological process: signal transduction. NCBI's taxonomy places the organism in Eukaryota, Fungi, Mucoromycota, Mucoromycetes, Mucorales, Mucoraceae.